CUUCCUGAAACUAUGAGUUGUAUUUUUAUAAAAUAAUAUAUGAAUAUUUUAAUUUUUAUCAUUCUAAAUUAACUAAUUAAUUUUGCUUUCACUAUCAUGGACAUGAUAUAUUAAUUGGUGUAUGUUUAAAUAAUUUUAAUCACGGAAUUAAUAAAAGUAAAUAUCUUUCAUUGAUUUGAUAGUUUUUACACUUAUGUAAGCAUUGUUUUUAUUUUUCUCACUGAUAAAGAAAUAAGGUGAUUUGAUGUACUGUGAACUAACUGCUCAGUAAAGUAGAUUUUUUUUAAAGUAAAAAAACUUUUACAAGACAAAACAAAUUGAUUGCUAAAAACCAGGAAGCUUUAUCAUCUGAGAAUGACUGCAGAAAGAAAAAUGGUCAACAACUUGGAACCACAGCCUUGCUGUUCCCAUUUAUCCAAAGAAGAACUAUUUAUAGAGAAUGGAAAAUACAUACUCGAUGAAGUGAACUCUUCAGCUCCAAACAAAUACCUUAAGUCUCAUUCUGUGCCUACUACGCCAUCUGUAUACAGAAAAGAAACUCUAACAUUUUCUGAAGGUUGGCCCUUGACUGAAGAAUCAUCUCCAUCCGCUUACAGUUUUAUUGGAAAAGUGGAUAAUGUAAAACAGUUACUUUCUAAACCAACGGUUAGUAAAUGGAAGAAAUAUAUCAAAUUGGUUUGUCUCAUUAGCUUGUGGUUUUGUAUUACUAUUAUUUUAAUGGCUAAAAGUGAGCGUAGGUCAGAUACAAUUCAUCAGAUUUCGGUGCCCAAAGAGAAAACUCGAACCUUUUGGAUCCUUGAAGUACCAACUAUGAAGAGUAUAGACGUUGAACUUGGAGGAUCUCUUCUUCCGUCUUAUUACGGAAACAUGUCACAGCACUGGUCAUCUUUAUGGAUUGAAGUGGUUCAAACGAAUGACACAACCUCUGAGAAGUCUAUAUCAUUCAAAAAAAAAAUAUCGGAUACUUGGAGUGUACCUAUAGUGUCUGAAAGUCUAAUUGAUUUUGUGCCUGAAGUUAAACGAAGUCAUGUUUUUCAUUUAGAAGCAAUAAAUGCAUCCCUUGUCAAAGACAUGAUCUUAAGGAUAGUCAUAAAAACAAAUAUCAACAGGUCAUUUCCUAUUUCUCUUUCCUAUCAAUUGUCACCGAUUGAUCCAAAAGAUGGAGUGCUCUAUGCUGCGGGGGUCUUACUGGGAUUGUAUAUUUUAAUUAUAUUUGAGAUUGUCCAUCGAACUCUUGCAGCAAUGGUUGCUUCAACAGCUUCUAUUGCUAUCCUUGCGACCUUUGAUGCCAGACCGUCCUUAGGAGAGAUGGUGACCUGGGUCGAUGUUGAAACACUGCUUUUACUCUUUUCAAUGAUGCUUCUUGUCACAGUGUUUUCUGAAACUGGCGUUUUUGAUUAUUUAGCAGUUUUGGCGUGCAAGAUAACAAAUGGAAAAGUUUGGCCUUUGAUAAAUACCCUUUGUGCUUUUACAGCAUUAUUAUCAUCAUUCUUGGAUAAUGUCACUACUGCUUUAUUUAUGACACCAAUAACUAUAAGGCUAUGCGAGGUUAUCGAACUGAAUCCUGUUCCGAUCCUGAUAGCUGUGGUAAUGUACUCAAAUAUUGGUGGUGCGCUUACACCAAUUGGUGAUCCUCCAAAUGUCAUUAUAGCUACUAAUAAAGAUGUGAAAGAGGCUGGUGUAAAUUUCAGUGUGUUUAUAUUUCAUAUGGGGAUCGGCUUGUUUUUAGUUAUGGUGUAUGUCCAUUUUCAUUUGAGAUACGCAUUCAGAAACUUGAAACGCAGAAGCCAUGAAGAUCCGACAAGAUUUGAAGAACUGAAACAUGAAAUAGAGAUUUGGCAACGGACUGCUGCAUCUCUCUCAUCUUACACGAAGGACGAAUUCUAUGUGAAAGAGACUAUUUUUAAAAAAGUCAGAAAGCUAAUAGGCGAUCUUAAAAGAAAAAUAUCUGAUGAUACUGAAUCUGUCAACAAUUAUGAAGACAAGUUACAAGAAUUAGAAAAAAAGUUCCCAAUAAGAAACAUGCCUCUUCUCAUAAAAUCGACUAUAACUCUGGUCUUCAUGUUGGUGCUGUUCUUCCUCCACUCCGUUCCCGACCUUAACCUCAGCCUCGGAUGGACGGCGCUCCUCGGGGUUAUGCUACUUCUUCUACUUGCUGACCUCCAUGAUCUUGAAAGUUUACUCGCCAGAGUUGAGUGGAGUACUCUAAUAUUCUUUGCAGCUCUUUUUAUUUUGAUGGAAGCUUUGUCAAGGCUGGGCCUAAUAGAUUUUAUUGGGCGACAAACAGAACUGGUUAUUCUUAGCGUCGGCGAGAAAUAUCGCUUAACUGUUGCUAUCGUGCUGAUAUUAUGGGUGUCUGCCCUCGCCUCAUCGUUCGUCGACAACAUACCUUUAACAACGAUGAUGGUACGGAUCGUGACGUCUCUAAGCCAAAAUGUAGAGCUUCAGCUCCCUCUUCAACCUUUGGUCUGGGCGCUGGCAUUGGGAGCAUGCUUAGGAGGAAAUGGAACUCUUAUUGGAGCAUCUGCCAAUGUCGUCUGUGCUGGUGUCGCUGAGCAACACGGCUAUAGAUUUUCUUUUUUGCAAUUUCUUAAAAUCGGAUUUCCUGCAAUGCUUGGAAGUGUUACAAUUACCAUGGCCUAUCUCCUUGUAGCCCAUGUCGCUAUCGGAUGGAAUACUUGAUUAACAAGUACCAUUACAUGUAUUUUAUGUACAUAUUACCAAAUGUAUCUUAAACAAAUUAAUUUUAAUUAUUUAAUAUGCGAUAUUUAAUUUAAAUAAGUUUUUGUAAUUAUUAUUUUUAAAUUGUACACUUUAGUAUUUGUUGUUUGAAAUGUUAAAUCCAUGUUUAACUGAAAUUGUAUUAAAAUACAGUUAUUUUUCUAAUGUUGUUUUAAUUUCAUGAAAUGAACAAAUAUU
Messenger RNA from Nezara viridula (southern green stink bug), 2919 nucleotides. The record is from the annotation of a GenBank genome assembly. Lineage: Eukaryota; Metazoa; Arthropoda; Insecta; Hemiptera; Pentatomidae.